AUGGCUAGCGCUGCCUCUGGAAAUGUGAGAACAGAGGUAGACGAUAAGCUAUUGAAAGAGAAUACCAAUAUAAACGGCCCCACUUGUAAUGAGCAAGACCAGGAAUGUUCAGCAGAGGAAGGGUUAAUUACUGAGGACACGGUAUUCAAGCGUGAGGAAGAUGUAAAUAUCAACAAUGAUGGUGGAUCUCUAUGGAAUAAAUUGAAGAAAGAUCAACUCUUUAGAAAGAAGUACAUGAUGACUAUGGCGUAUAUUGCUUCCUUCGUGACAUUGGGCUGGGUAGAGGGCCAGUUUGGACCUACCUUUCCAGACCUUAGACUUAUUGCCCACGCUACUCUCGAGGAGGGAUCCCUGUUCUUUACCAUGGGGACCGUUGGAUACCUCCUGGGCUCAUUGUUGACAGGCUUUCUCUUCGACAAGCGAGUCUUAGACAGAAACCUGCUGAUGUUUAUCGCCACCGCCGGAUACGGCGUCAUUGUAGCCAUUAUUCCGUGGUGUGGGUUGUAUGAGGUCAUGGUCAUUAUUCAUAUUGUUAAGGGGGCUUUUGGUGGCGGUUUGGACACAUGCGGAAAUGCAGGUAUGGUUGUGACCUGGGGAAAUGAAGGCGAUGCUUACUUCAACGCUUUACAUUUCGCGUUUGCUGUUGGAGGAAUCCUCUCUCCCUUAGCAACGGCACCGUAUGUUAUGUCACUUGACAACGAUAAUCACGUGAUGAACAGGACAACGUUUAACUCAAAUUCUAUAAAUAGUACAGGAAUAAUUGAAAACUUGUACAAUGUAAGCAAUUUAUCCACAAGUACGCAGUCGGCUGAGGUGCAAACAUCACUGAUUUACAUUCCAUAUACUAUUACUACGGGGGUUUGUUUUUUGACGUCACUUCCGUUUAUUGUCUUUUGCUGUAUAUCACUGCAGAAGAGACUUGAAAAAGAGAAAACAGAAGACGAAGAAAAUGAUAGAAAGUCUCAUCGACGCUUACGAAUUGUAGGAUUCAUAAAUAUGGUAGUUUAUAUAGCUGUAUAUGUAGCCGUAGAGAACAGUUUUGCAGGUUUCCUGACAACAUUUGUGACGUCACAAUUACACUGGUCAAAUGCAGAUGGAAGCUACAUCACUUCCGCCUAUUGGUCUUCAUUUGCUGUUGGACGUUUUCUGGGAAUUUUCCUCGUCAGAUGGUUCAGCCCCGCGAAAAUGAUCUUUACCUACAACUGUGCGCUUUUGUUAUCAUUACUUGGCUUUCUUCUUACGUCACAAUAUGACGUCAUAUAUGGUGUAUGGAUAUUUUCUGUUUUAGCAGGGCUUUCUAUGUCUGUAAUUUUUCCAACCGUUUUUAUGUGGACAGAACAGAAAUUUUUAAAAGUUACGGGCAAAAUAGCCUCACUUUUUCUCGUGGCGGCAUCGGUGGGAUUUAUGAUAAAUCCCCCGAUCGUCAGCGUUCUCAUGGAGACCUUCACUCCGAUGUGGUUCAGUUACCUUUUGUUUGGAGAAACCGCGGUUUUAUUUGUGCUUUACUUCUCCGGAUUGUUUAUCUCAAGAAAGAUAGCGUCGAAGCAGCCUGGAAUGGCAGAUCAGGAGCUUACAAUAAAGGAAAACAUUGACUAAAAGGAUUUUUUG
Saccostrea cuccullata (small rock oyster) is the source of this 1608-nucleotide messenger RNA. Its product is annotated as sodium-dependent glucose transporter 1A-like. The record is from RefSeq and is a predicted model, not a curated record. Gene Ontology annotation, biological process: transmembrane transport. The coding region runs from base 1 to 1596 and encodes 531 amino acids. The transcript is spliced from 3 exons. Lineage: Eukaryota; Metazoa; Mollusca; Bivalvia; Ostreida; Ostreidae.